Tetranychus urticae (two-spotted spider mite) is the source of this 3179-nucleotide messenger RNA. RefSeq lists its product as uncharacterized. Lineage: Eukaryota; Metazoa; Arthropoda; Arachnida; Trombidiformes; Tetranychidae. The record is from RefSeq and is a predicted model, not a curated record.
GAAUGUUAACUGGAUUAUAUUACGAUUAUUACAGUCCUUUUCAUCAUCAUCUUUCUCCCUUUAACCAUCCCUUCAACUGACCCUUUACUCCAUCAACAAAUUUUCAUUCCAUAUAUAAAGGAACCUCAAACUGACCAAAGAUCAUCAGUUCUAUUGGUCUCAUCGUCCAGUCAACUUCAUCUAAUACAAUCUAAAAUAUAAAAUAUUGUAUUCAACGUUAUUUCACCAUUCAAUAUUGUUUCCAACCUCAACUCCAGCAACUCACAACAAUAGCGAACCUUUUAAACCCGAUUACUGGAUAAAUCAAUUUCAACCUGACCCUUGAUCGCUAACCAACAGGGUUUAGUUUUACCUAAAUUGUUAGAUUUCUUACAAUUUAAUCUUGUCCAAUCAGACAAUCUCAAGUCUUCAUCAACUUUCAAUUCAUUAGGAACUUUAUCUCAACAGCAACAUGAUUUUCAAGUAUUUGCUGCUUUUAUCAUCUGUCGCUUUGGUGACUAUUGGUCAAUAUCAAUCGGAACCAGCUUACAUGAAGACGGCCAGCUCAGAAUAUUCAAAUGAUCAAGAGGCAGGAUUUGAAGCUGAUGAUGAUUCCUAUGGCGGAAGUAAAGGAUCAGGAUCUGGUUCUGGAAGCAAUGGUUUAAGCUAUGGAACCAAAGGAGGCUCUGGUUCAGCAGGAGCUAAGCCAUCUUAUGGAGGCUCAAUGGGUGCAAGCUCAAUGGGUGCAGGUUCAAUGGGCGGAGGUUCAAUGGCUGGAGGCUAUGGAAUGAACGGUGGUUCUUCAGCUGGAGGCUAUGGAAUGAGUUCCAUGGGUUCUAUGGGUUCCAUGGGCGCUGGUAACAGCUAUGGACAGCAACAACAAUCAACCGGUGGAUACGGAAUGGGCUCAAUGGGCUCUAUGGGAUCAAUGGGUUCCAUGGGCGGAGGCUCAAUGGCUGGAGGUUACGGAAUGAACGGUGGCUCUUCAGGCAGCUAUGGAAUGGGAUCAAUGGGAUCCAUGGGCGGCGGAAACAGCUAUGGACAACAACAACAGCAAUCAACAGGCGGAUACGGAGGAUCUGACAGCGGUUAUGGUGGUGAAAUGCAACAUCCUCCUCGACCUUAUGCCUUUGAUUAUAAGGUUGAUGAUGGUUACGGUAAUGGACACUACCAAAUGGAAGAAGGUGAUGCUUAUGGAAACAAAAAGGGAAAUUAUGGUUACAUGGACGCUUAUGGUGUUUACCGACAAGUUGAAUAUACUGCUGGCGCUGAUGGAUUCAAAGCAACAAUCAAAACCAACGAACCAGGAACUGACAACAAAGACCCAGCUGAUGUUAUGAUUAUGGCUGAAAAACCACCAGCAAUGACCAACCCUGGCUCUAAAUCUUAUGGCAGUGGAAGUGGAUCAUCAUAUGGUUCAGGUGGAGCCGGUGGAUCAGAUUAUGGAUCAGGUUCAGCUGGAUCAGACUAUCAAACUCAGGAACAAUCAACUGGAUCAUCAUACGACCCAUCAGCAGCGCUUCCCUAUUUAGGAACCACUCAGUAUGGCGCUGGAUCUGGUUCAGGCUCUAGUUACGGAGGAAUGAGCGGCAUGGGUGGCAUGAGCGGCAUGAGUGGAAUGGGAGGAAUGAGAGCAAUGAACGGCAUGUCUGGAAUGUCCAUGGGUGCAAUGAGUGGAUCCAAGGGUGGCUCAGCAUCACCAAUGUCCAUGACAAUGUCUCCAGCUUACUCAGCUCCAUCACCAGUUGCAGCAGGAGGAACCAAGGGUGGCUCAGGAUCAAGAGGUUCAUCAGCCUACCGAUCACCAAUGAUGGCAAUGAAAUCACCAAUGAGCUCAAUGGCAAUGAACGGCGGUUACCCAGCAUCACCUGCAUCUUACAAAUCAAUGGGAAUGACAAUGAAACCAAUGGCUAUGGGUAUGGGCAUGAACGGUGGCUAUUCAAUGGGUGGUGCCAAAGCAACACCAAUGGGUCAAUACAAAAUGAACGGUGGUUCAAUGGCAGGUUCAAUGGCAGGCCCAAUGGCAGGUUCUAUGACAGGUUCAAUGGGCGGUUCAAUGUCUGGUUACGGAAUGAUGAACGGCAAAGGAAUGGGAAUGGGAAUGGGAAUGAGUCGAGGCUCAGGUAAACCAAUGGGUGCAAGUUAUGGUGGUUCCAUGAACGGAAUGGCCGGUAUGCCCAUGCAAAUGAAAAUGAAUGGAGGUAGUGGAAGCAUGUAUGGCGCUGGACGCCCAAUGAUGAUGUCCUCAGGAGGCGGAUAUGGUCAAAGUGGUUCACCAAUGACUCAACAGAAACAAAUGGGUGGUGGAUCUUACGGAAUGGGAGGUUCAAUGUCAAUGGCUGACCAACAGCAAAUGACUGGCUAUGGUUCAUCAGUUGUCACCCUUAGAGUUCCUAUUGCUGCUGCUGCUUCAACAACAUCAUCAAAAUCUUCUCCUUCAUCAUCAUCUUCAUUCACACCAAAGUCAACUUCAUCUAAAUCUUCACCAUUAUCAUCACCUUCCGUUAAACCUUCUUCCGCUGUUAAGCCAUCAACCACCAAGCCAACCAAACGUUAUUAAGACUAACCUCUAAUUCAAUUAUUAGUUAAUUACUUUCUUGUUCCUUUGGUGUUAAUAAUCAUAGUGAUCAUAAAUGAUAGAAAUAUUAUAAUUAUAAAUACUGAUAAUAGAAAGUAGUAACAAUCUAUAAACAUGUUAAUCAGUUGAACAUGAUGAUACCUCAUUUUUACUUCAGCGAUACCUUUUCUUGCCCAUUCAUCACAAUCAACUGUUAACAUUAUUUGAUUGACUCACAUUAUCAAUAUAUUUAUAAUUUUUCUUGAUUAUUUAUGAAAUCUAUUAUGAUUGUUAAAUCUGGUAACCAACAACCAUAUUUUUGAUGGCCUAUUGCUUUAAAAAAUUAAGGAUAAACAUGGUAACUACUUAAGACGGAUUUUUUAAAUUAUUAAUCAUCCAAUUUUCCUUUCUUUCCUUUUUUAUUCAAUCAACUCAAUCCUUUUUCUACUCAAUGCAUUUUGUUAAUUGAAAUGCACAAUCAAAUUGAUGCAAAUGAUGAAAAAAUUACCAAAAAAAAAUGUAACAAUUAUAUUUCAUGUUAAAAAUUUUAUCCAUUGUUCACAAGAUCAGUGAAAUGAAAUGAUCUAUCAUUGUAAAACAAUUUAAUGUGAUCAAUUUCAAUAAAUUUUUAUUAUUUUUUCAA